AUGAUUAUCCCAAUUUUUGCUUCCUUAAUAUUGCUCUUCCUCUAUGUUUUUGUUAUCAAACCCUUAUGCCCAAUGAUUAAACUCAAGAUGUAAUUUGGACAAGAUUGCAAUAUGUAAUAUAACUUCUUCGGCAGAGACAUAUGGAAAAGAUUGAGAGAUAUGAAGAUUUUUAACGAUAUCUUCUGGAGUGAUAAGGAAGAAUAUAAAAAGCAACCAUAUAAAUUCAAAGUUUCUAACUCAUUUUGGAAAAUACAAAUACAGGUGGCUGAUCCGGAGUAUUACAAACAGAUGCUACAUAAUCCUCAUUAUUAUGAAAAGGCUAAUAACAUCGCGGAUAAGUACAAUUGUAUUAGAUUUAAGGCAUUUAUUGUAAAAAGGAUUAAUUUUUGAGACUAGAGAUCAAUGGAAGGCCCAAAGAAGGAUUUUAGCUGAUCAAUUUCAAUAUCAAUAACUUACAAGUAGAUUGCCUAUGAUAAAUAAAAUUAUUCUUGAUGGUAUCACCAAGAUUGGUUCUUAGAACAAUUUAUUUGAAUAAUUAGAACUUAUCACAGGAAAAGUUGUCAUAUAGAGUUUUUUUGGAGAUUCGAUGGAUGGUUUGAAAAUAAACAACAAGGAUCUUUAAGUAGAAGUAACAGAGUUGAUAAAUGAUAUGGGAGAGUUAAGAUUUAAAUCUAAAUAUGUGUUUAUCAAAAGACUUCUAUUGGGUACAUGGGCCUGGAAUAUAUUUCCAAUUUAAGAAGAAAUGAAGAUUGAACAAAGGAUCUUUAAACUUAAAACUAUGAUUGAAAAAGUAAUUCGAAAGAGGCUAAUAGAAUUACGAUAAAGUAGCACCUAAAAUGACCAAAAGAGUUCAAACAUUUUUUUGGAUAUUCUCCUCAAUGAUUACAUUAAAAAUGAUCAGAAAAAAUAAGAAAAUUAAGCCAUCGAUGAGGUUAUCUAGCAAUUUAUCACUUUGUUAUUUGCAGGUACUGACUCAACAGCUGUUUUAUCCUAUCACUGUCUUUACUAUUUAUCAAUACAUCCAGAGUUUCAACAAGAAGUUAGAGAUGAAAUUCUAAGUAUAUGCCCAGAGGAAUAUAUUGUUGAAGAUAAAUUGAAAUAAUUAAGCAAAUUAUCUGCCUUUAUUAAUGAAGUCCUAAGAUUAAAAAAUCCAGCAGUUAACCUAUUAAUGAGAAAUAGUACCUAAACCCAUUAAGUAAAAGACCUGACAAUACAAAAAAGUAUCUCUAUUUAUUAAAAUUUAGAUUGGAGAGUAAUUAUUAAUUUCUAGUUCUAAUUACUUUCAGAAAAAAAUUUUAAAAACCCAAAUGAUUUUGAUUAUAAGAGAUGGCUAAGCCCUUCACCAAUUCUUUGUAAUAAUGAUUUUGUUUACCUUCCUUUCUCUUCUGGUCAAAGGAAUUGUAUUGGUUAGCAUAUGGCAUUGAUGGAAGCAAAAAUUAUUCUGUCUUAAAUUUUAAAAUAGUAUUAUAUAGAACCAAAUAAGGAGGUUAAUCCUAAUUGGAAUUUAAGAUUCAUCUUACAGUUAUAACCUGGUAACUGUAUGAAAUUAUUUAAAAUGAUAGAAAAAUAGGAUUGA
Messenger RNA from Paramecium octaurelia, 1576 nucleotides. NCBI's taxonomy places the organism in Eukaryota, Ciliophora, Oligohymenophorea, Peniculida, Parameciidae. The record is from the annotation of a GenBank genome assembly.